UUCCAUCUCUUGGUUGGAUCAUCUUGCCAUAUCUCAAGGGUCUCUGCUAACCAUCGCCUUGAGACCUCGACGUUGCGUUAAAGCAGCUGCCGGAUUCAAUCGAAAACCCGCCCGAGGACAACAAAACAUCCCCUCUCUUUCCCUCAAAAGCAGCAGCAGCCCACCAUGAAGUUCUCCUGCACCGCUGCCCUCGCCCUCAGCGGCGGCGCGCUCGCCCUGCAAGCGGGAUGCUUCUCCGAGCACAGCCAGCAGCUCGCCGGGUACUCUGACUGCGGCCAGCACGUCUCGCUCGAGUACUGCCUGUCGACGCUGACCUACGACGACACCGCCAGCGACCUCGAGGCCUGCUACACCAACGCUGGCUGCUCCCUCGCCGAGGCCGCCGCCGAGGCAAAGUACGCGCUGAAGCGGUGCGACGAGCUCGCCGACAUGGGCGACCUCAAGAAGCGGUACCGCGGCGUCCUCGGCAGCCCCGUCAAGACGCUCGCCGCCCACAACGCCCGCAACGCCGCGCCCCUGCCCACCCACUGGGUCCGCGACAGCAGCAACCUCCAGUGCAAGGUCACCUCCACCGUCAAGACGUCGUCGUGCGACAUCUCCACCAACAGGGGCGUCCUCAAGACGCUGUCCUGCGUUCCCACCGAGGUGGCCAAGGCCGACUGCGCCCCGGGCCUCAUGUGCUCCAUGGACUCCCUCGGCGAGACCGUCUGCAUGAAGAAGAAGAACAGCCUCGACAUUGGCGGCGUCAUCAUCGCCAUCAUCUUCGGCGUCGCCAUCGUCGUCGCAAUCACCUUCCUGACCUUUGCCUGCUGCCGCGAGAGCCGCCACCAGAAGCAGCUCGAGGCCCGUGCCGAGGCCACCGCCCUCGCCCGCGCCCAGACCAAGAAGGCCCGCGCCGCCGAGACCCGCGCCCCCCUCAUGCGCCAGGAGGGCCCCGAUCCCUUUGCCGACCGGAACCAGUCUUAG
This is a messenger RNA of Trichoderma reesei QM6a, 966 nucleotides long. RefSeq lists its product as uncharacterized. The coding region runs from base 166 to 966 and encodes 266 amino acids. The record is from RefSeq and is a predicted model, not a curated record. The transcript has a single exon. Lineage: Eukaryota; Fungi; Ascomycota; Sordariomycetes; Hypocreales; Hypocreaceae.